Melanotaenia boesemani (Boeseman's rainbowfish) is the source of this 7370-nucleotide messenger RNA. It is a transcript of the gene maml3, whose product is annotated as mastermind-like transcriptional coactivator 3. The coding region runs from base 860 to 4351 and encodes 1163 amino acids. The record is from RefSeq and is a predicted model, not a curated record. Gene Ontology annotation, cellular component: nuclear speck; nucleoplasm. Gene Ontology annotation, molecular function: transcription coactivator activity. Gene Ontology annotation, biological process: positive regulation of transcription of Notch receptor target; Notch signaling pathway. The transcript has 6 exons. Lineage: Eukaryota; Metazoa; Chordata; Actinopteri; Atheriniformes; Melanotaeniidae.
GUCCAUCGGCGGGCUCCGCACAGCCUUUAGCUGGUUUUUACUCAACUCCUGUCCUGAUAUCACUCCGCUGGCAUGGUGGAGAAGCGGACCUGAUUAUUGUGAUGGUGGCAGGCGGCAGUCAGUGACUACAGACUUCCGCCACUGCUUCUCAUAUCCGCGUUUUACGCCGUCUGGGCCACUCUAGUUGCCUCACAACCGGACUACCGAGGGCGCCUGUGCUCUUUCCCUAAGUCUGCGACAUCUUCCCCGGGAUUUCUUUCAAACCCAAACCAUAUGAGAUGCAAGUUCACUGGGACACUUCGGAGCCUGUUCGGUUUAGGCAGAAAAACUUUUUCUCAAAGGACAACACUGUAGAGGUGCGAGUGGACUGUUGCUGCUGCUGCUCCUUGUCGGGACGGUUUGUUUGUCUAUGAAGGCUGGCUGCCUGCUAACCUUUAUACAUUCCCUUUAUUAUUUUUUCCAGAAGAGUUAUUAUUCUAAACAGCGUGGCAGCCGCCGUAUUGUUGAAUUCAGUUUGGGGCUUGUUUGGCUCUCGUUCUGCCUGCGUGUUGUUUGUAUUUUCAGGCGGUUUGUUUAAUGUCGGGGAAAGGAGGAGAAGAGGUCGGUCGCGAUUCCUUGUAGGUGUAUAACAACUAGUCUCGCAGCCCUUUAAACCUCCCCAGUUGUCUCCCGCUUCAGCGGCUAUUGUCGCCAGUCGCCCGGCUGUUUUUGGAACUUUCGCUGCGGAGGACACACACAGAGAGAGGACACUAGGUGGUGGACGUGGAGGUGGCCGGAGGAAGAAGACGAGGUGGCGGCGGUGGCGGUUGGCUUGACUGGGAGAAAAGUUCUUCCAAAAUAGCAGCCACUCAGUGCAGUGAUGGGGGACUUCGCCUCCCCCGCUGCCGGACCCAACGGCAGUAUCUGCAUCAACAACAACAUGAACCCGGCCAGCGGGAGCGUGGUGCCCGCCGGAGCGGUGGGGAUACCUAAGCACAGCACCGUGGUGGAGAGGCUGAGGCAGCGGAUAGAGGGCUGCCGGAGACACCAUGUAAACUGCGAGAACAGGUAUCAGCAAGCCCACGCCGAGCUUCUGGAGAUAGAGCGGAGGGAGACCGUCAGCCUGUACCAGCGGAGUCUGGAGCAAAGGGCCAAGAAGUCCGCCGGUGGCAGCAGCAAACAGCCGCAAAGCAAGCAGCCGGAUGCGGACCCAGCGUCUUCCACGGAGCAGAGAAAUAACACGCUCAUAGCGCUCCAGGAGACUGUAAAGAGGAAGCUGGAUAGUGCACGAUCACCCUUGAAUGGAGACCAGAAUGGCAUCGGUGAUGGAGGCAGCUACUCGCCGACUACCAAACGGGUACGGAAGGAGGGCUCCGGUGGUUUGGAUUCACUAACAGGCCUCCCUAACAACAACAGCAGCAAUGUGCCGCCCAUCUCUCCACUGCAUCACCAAAUGGACAUUAAACCCUUACUCAGUGGGCCCAACACUUCUACUGGGAAUAACACUACAAACAGCAAUGGCACCCAUUCGGGCCGGGCGUCAGAUGAGCUCGGGAAGAACGGUGGCAGCCAUGUCCCAGACAUGAAGCUGAAUGGUUCACUGGACUUGGAGGACAGCUUCGGCCUCCUCAAAGAACUGAAACAGGAGCCACUGGAUGAUGGGGGAGGGAUGGAGUCCUCUGAUUCCCAGUCUCUGUCCAAUCAGAACAAACUGUUCUCUGACAUCAACCUCAAUGACCAGGAGUGGCAGGAGCUGAUCGAUGAGCUGGCUAACACUGUGCCAGAGGACGAUAUGCACGACCUCUUUAAUGAGGACUUUGAGGACAAGAAGGAGGCAGACUUCGGAAGACCGGCAAACAAUCAGACACCAGGCCCACAGGAAGCAGCUGGGAAUACGACGGCGACUGGAGCGGGUGCACCGUCGACUGCUCUGCCUCCUCCUCCUCAGCCCCCACAGGGAGUACCACAGGUUCCCAUUGGUUCACCACAGGUGCGACCAUCAUCAUCAGGCCCUCAGUUUGCAACCACUGCCAAUGGAACCCCUCCUCAGCAACCUCUCCAGCAGUCUCCAGCCGUUGCUAUGGCAUCAGGUUCACCAUUGCACAACUGUGUUGCUCGCUCCCCUCAGACUCCAACCCAGGCUCAGACACAAUCAGUGCCCAGGCCAGGGAAUGGAUACAUGAUGAACCCAGGUCCAGGCGUCAGUCAGGCGGGGACCGGACCUGCAGCAGCGGGGGUCACCUCUGGGGGUCAGCCUGUAGGGCCAGUGACACCUGAACUUUCUCCAGCGGAGCAGCUUAAAGCAAUGGCCCAGCAACAUGCUAAACUACUGCAGCAGAAGCAGCAACAAGCAGCUAACUGGUCCCCAGCAGGGGCCCCAACUAGUCCCUAUAACUCUGGUCCUUUCAACCCAGACAAACCCAACAGCCCAAUGAUGUACCCACCUCAAGCCUUUAACACACCACAGGGCCCUCUAGUGGCUGGGAUGACGCCCAACAAUGGGCCUAAAGCCCCCAUGAACAACUACCUCCCUCACAACCACAUGGGCAUGAUGGGUCAACAACAGCCAAACAGCAUAAACCAGAACACCCUGUCCAAACAGCAGCAGCAGCAGCAAACAGCCGCCAUGUUGUCGUACAACAACACCAAACCGCUGACUCACUUCAGCGGCAGUGGGGUGGAUCACAUGGGCCAGAGGAUGACUCCGCCCAUGGGAGGAAAUAAUCAGGUUAAGAACCCCAUGAUGCCGCCUUACAUGGGCGGUGCAGGAGGCGGUGGCCAAGGGGCGGGGCCGGGCCAGACGCAGGGGCCAAUCCCAGGGCAGACGGCACACCUGAGUGAAGAGCAGAAGAGGAUGAUGAUGAUGAAGCAGAAAGCAUUGAACCAGAACAUGCCGUAUAGCACCAUGCAGCCUCACGGACAGGAACAAGGCAUGGUGGGAAUGUCACGACCACCUGGUGCCAUACCACCUCCUCACCCUGCUGGGGGUGUAUCCUCUGGUGUGGGGCCCAACCAGGGGUCAGGUCCACCUCCAGGCUACGUGGGCAACCAACAGCAGGCGGCCCUGAUGAAGCAGAUGAUGGCGAUGGAGCAGGAGAAGAGGGUGCAGAUGCAGAUGAUGGAGCAGCAGAAACAGCAGCUUUUUAGAGAGCAGAGACAACAGCAGCAGCAGCAACUACUGGCAAAACAGCUCCAGCAGCAGCAGCAGCAGCAGCAUCUUCCCAGACAGAUGGGCCAAGGCCAGAGGAACCCGUAUCCACAAGUCACUCAAUACCAAGGUCCUCCCCAGGAUAUCCCAUCCAGGAGCCAACCUCUCCAAAGCAUUCGGGCCACCCGUCUCCUACAGCAACAGCAGCACAGUCAGCAGCAAAUGGUCCAGAUGAGUUCUGUUCAGGGCCAGGGAGGCUCUGUUGGACCUCAACCCGAUAUGGGACUACCAUAUGGCACACAGGGGUCCAAUCAGAGUUCCCUGUAUGGGCUUAACCCCUCCAUGAGCCAAAUGAUCCACCAGCAGCAGCACCAGAGCCAAAGCGUUCAAGCAUCCAUGGGUCUUCCACCACAGCACAAUCCUGCCGGAGGUCCGCCUCGGCAGGCAGGUGCAGGUCCAGGGGUUGGAGGCAUGCCUGGAGGCCCUGGGGGUGGUGGAGCUGGAGGGUAUGGAGGACAAGGAAUGUUAAUGAACUCCAUGACCCAACAGACCCUCAAAGGCCCACCAAAUGCCAAAGUCCAAGCUCAGAGACUGCAAAACAUGCUGGGAGCCGGAGGAGGUGGAGGGGGUAUGGCAGCUGGCGGCUGGCCGCAGCAGCAAGGACAGAGUCUGCAGGCCAUGGGGGGAGGAGUCGGAAGGACUACAGGAGGAGGGGGUGGAGACAUGGUGGGGUUCAGUUCUGCCCAGGGCUACGGGAUGCAGCCGGGUCAGCCUCCACGCAUGGCCAAGCAACACUUUCCAGGCCCAGGACAGGCAAUGAGCCAGGGGAUGGACCCCAGGGUGGGCAACCCUGCUGCAGGUAUGGGUGGCCCAAUGAUGGGCCCUCACAUGGGUGGUCAGCCCAGGACCAACCAGCCCCGACCCAUGGUCAUGAACCAGGGUAUGAACCAGGGGGUGAUGGGCCAGGGCAUGUCUGGAAUGGGAGGGUUUGGACCAGGUCCUGGAGGGCCAGGAAUUGGGGCAGGUGGAGGAGGAGGUGGACCCUAUGGACCAGGGGUUGGAGGUCAGUCACAGGGCUACCAGAGGACAGCCAAUCAGGACAUGUCAUCCUAUGGAUAUGGGGGCGGGCCCUCAGGUGGGGGAGCCUUUGGUUUGGGUGAUGGCUCAGGUCCAGAGCUGGACUCAAGUGAUGGUUGGAUGGAAGAAUUUUUCCCAAGCCAAUAGCCGAUGGGGAAUAUUUUUUCGAAAGGAACCAAACAUUGCAGAAGGGCAAAUGUUAAAUCCUGAGAAAGUAAAACAGAGAAGAUGACACCAUGUGGACUGGCAUGUUUUCAUUUUUAAAACAUGACAAAGGUUACAAAUGACUUAUUGUGUUGUUUUAUGUGUAUGUAUGUGUGUGUGUGUGUGUGUGUGUGUGUGUGUGUGUGUGUGUGUGUGUGUGUGUGUGUGUGUGUGUGUGGUAUGUGUGUGUGUAUUUGAGAUGGAAAGAGCUCUCAUAUGUCUUGUGCAUAUUAAUGAAAAACCAAUAUAGAGAUUAAAAGGUAUGUUUCAUUAGUUUCACUUGUUUCUCCAGGGGAUGAAUUUUUCUCGUGUUCUAGUGUUUUUAAAAGCGAGCCCAUUUACACCGCAGCGUUUUGAGCUUGAGCUUCAGACGGGGCUGAUUGAAAACCACAGACUGAUGAAGAGGAAGGAAGACUUGUUCUCAAGACAGCAAUUUAUUUGUUGUGUGUUUGUGCCACCCAGCUCAGCGCUUCAGAUCUCUUAGCUAUGUGAGGAGCUAGAAGGGAGCAGAAAGCACUCUUGAUGCUCCCAUUUCCUGUCUCAGAUUUGUGCUCGCCAUAUAUAAACAACACACACACACACACAAAUCUCUCUCUAUCUUGAUCUCUCUCAAAGAGAUCCCAUCCUCCUGUCUCAUCCUCCCUCCGGAGACUCAUUCAUUGCUCUCAACACUUCUUUUCUCUGUUUAGAUUGUGCACAUCACCAUAGAACAAAUGAUUUUCCUCUAUUGUGCAACACAAGUGCACUCUACUGUCUCGUGUGUUUGCUAGGCGACCAACCUGGGUUGGCAUUUUUGGGAGGUGUUCGCGUGAAGGGGUUAAUUUGCAUUUUUGCAUCACUCUGGCUGAUAGGUGUGCAUGUAGAGGAAGACAAAGGGAAUGAAAAGCAGGAAGAUGGGGGACAGUAUAGGCAGCUAAAGCAAGCACUUGAACUAGAAACAGAAAAAAAUGGGAAAAAAAGCACCAACCAGAGAAGGUGUGCAGAUGUGUGUGAGGCAGCUAACGGGGCUAAUAUGACAUGAAACCUUCUGUCUGACACAAGCCACAUCACAUGCUUCAGAGUGACACCAAGCAAAGCGAUCGCUGGGCACUGAAUGUAUUCAAGCACCACAAGUGACUUCUUCUUUUUAAGGAAAUUAAUUGAAAGCCCAACUACUUUGUUUUUUUUUGUUGCUUCUUUUAUCUCAAGAAUAAUGCUGGUUGUGUCUUUGUCCAUUAAUGGAGAAAUAAAGGAAAAAAAAACAACUUUAAAUUAGCCUUUGAUUGGAUUGUGUUGUCUUAUGAAAGUCUUGUUUGUCCUCCUGUGGCAGCACAGCCUUCCCAUCCAUUGAUGGCUUCUCUUCUACCACAGCUCGCUCCAAACUGCAACUGUGCUAUACUGUAACACUACUGUGAAGAAAUACAAGUCGCCCCCCUCUUCCAGUGCUUUACUAGAAAAAUAAAUCAUUGCUAAGCCUUGAAUUUGUAGAAAAGCUUAAAACAGCUGAUUUGGCUUAAUGGGUGACGAUAAUAGUGCUUCCACUGAAGUCAGCGUCUCCCCUGUAUGAAACUAGGCUUCAUGCGUUAUGUCUUUCAUUCAUCUCUCUUUUACCCUGAUGUUUGAGUGAUUAAUGUGUCAAAAGAGUUUUAAAUACAGUCGAUCUUGUUGACAUCUUACAUCUUGAACUGUUUUAUAAUCUUGGGUCAAAGAUGGAUGACAGAGUGUCUGUAUUACUUUGUAUUUAGCUCAUCGGAGUGAGAGUUUUCGAGACGAUGAUGUAAUCAACAAAACCAAAAAGCCUUCUUCUCUUCAGACUAACUCCUCAUCAUCAUCUGCUGUCGGUGUUGUGUAAUCCAGCCCUUUAAAUAGAACUUUUUUACCACCACACGCGUCGUCCUGUAAGCUUUGCUGCAAUUUUAGCAGCACCUGCACAACAGGCUGUGUAUUUUUGCUUUUUGUCCGGUUUUCGGGAGGUUCUCUCACUGUGUAAAGUCUGAACAUCAAGGCCGAACAUGUGUGUAGCUGCCCCGAGUUUUGUUUCUUUUUUUUAAUCAAGGAAAGGUGGUCAAAUCAUUUAUACCCUGCAUUGCUGGAUAAAUCCUUGAUCUGUUGAGUCUGAUCUGCCCUCUGCAGAGAAAAACCUCCUCUGUUCACAGUCCCAGAGCUUCGGUGUAGUACCAGUGAAAUGGAGGCUGUACGUGGGAGAACACCUGAGGGGUUUACCACCCCCAAAAGUGGAGGCAAGAAGGUGUCGAAACACCUUUAUGUCCAUCUGUCUUUUAUAAACGUGAAGGUUUGAAAUCUCUUCAGGCAGAGAAAGAAAGCUUCCUCCAAAUAUCAUGUAUUGGGACCAAGUCUGUAGACAUUUUAACAACAAUUGUUAUUGAUGUUCUUUGUUUUAUUUCUUUUAUUUUUUUUAACUGGUGCUGACAUAUAUGUGAUUAUGAGAAAAAGUAUAUAAAAGAUAAUGGCUAUUUGUAAAUAUGUUUUUACAGGUUUAAAUACAUCAGAAAAUACAGUCUCUACUCUGUAAAGAAUUUACUGUUUGUUGGAAAAUAGAGAUGUAUUUUUAUUUUGAAGUUUUUUGGUUUCACUUUUAACCCAUCUGAGCUAUGCCAUUGCACUUCAGACAAUGUCUUACUACUAAUUUGUAUCGUAAACCUCCAAUCUGUUCUUGGGAUUUUUUUUGUUUUUCCUAAUUUGAGAUUUGACUCAGUUCUUAAGCAGUGCUUAUUUCUUUUUAUCCUGUACAGAAUACUGAAAUGUUAACAAAAGAGAAAUACAAGACUUUUUUUUCUUUGUUUGUUUUUCAAAAAGAUACAAUAAAGAGAGAUUGUUCUCGCUGAUCAUAUGAAACGUUUUUGUUGUUCAUUGGAUUCAUUUGCAUCAUCAAAAUCCCCCAAAACAGUAAACAUGUUUGCAUCAACAUAUAAAUGACAAAACCAAAUGUUAACUUAAUAAACUCGACCAUGAUUUCAGUAAA